AGACACGAACGUGGUAAUUUUCCAAGUUAUUUAAAAAUAAAUCUCCAAAAUUUAAAUCUGAUUUCUAUUAAUAUUGUCUUGCGCGCUGUUUAUUCCCUUACAAAUCCGAUGACAACUUCCUCACUCUCUAACUGACGCGUGAAUUAUACGUCAUGUGAUGAUGACGUGUUGAGGUUGGAAAGACCACGCCCUUAACGGACUACAGCACUAUUUCUGAGCGAAAUCACCAAGAGAAAUUGUUUACGAUAACAACCGUUACAUCUGACUUGUCAUGCCAUACUCGCUAUGGACUGCUUGUGCCCAGGAACAUAUGUUUAACUAAAUGGCAUGUGCUUUAUUCUGAGAAACUGUGUCGUUAUUGGGCAAAUGGACUUUUAUAUAAUACAGAGCUGCACGGGAGUGGCGUGUUCGUAAGCGCGCAGCAGCAGUCGCGGGGCUGCGCAUGUCGGAGUGUGAGCUGAACUCUGUCUGCACCUGGACUGUGUGUUCAAAUGCGUGCCGUGCAAUAUUAAUGGGUAAGAUUGAGGAUGACUAGCGGUCAUUUGGGCUUCUUAACACGAUGACCUUCCUCAUCCUUAUCCUCGCUCAGUAUGGCGGAGUCGGAUGGUGUGGCGUUCUCUGCGUAUCGAGCUCAAAGCAGCAUGGCUAACAACAAGAACAGCACGCUCCGUUGUACUUUUUCGGCCCCCAGCCACAGUAACACUGUCCUGAGGGGGUUGUCUGCCUUGCGUGCACAAGGUCAGUUGCUGGAUGUGGUUUUGGCCAUUGACAACGAACGCUUCGAGGUGCACAAAGCGGUUUUGGCCUCCUGCAGUGACUACUUCAGAGCCAUGUUCACUGGAGGAAUGAAGGAGUCAAACCAGAACACCAUAGAGCUACAAGGUCUUUCAGCCAGAGGACUGAAGCACAUUAUUGAUUUUGCCUACAGUUCUGAGGUCACUCUGGACCUGGACUGUAUUCAGGAUGUUCUCGGAGCAGCUGUGUUCCUGCAGAUGGUGCCUGUGGUGGAGCUUUGCGAGGAGUUCCUCAAAUCAGCCAUGAGUGUAGAGACCUGUCUGAACAUUGGCCAGAUGGCUACCACUUUCAGCCUCUCCUCCCUUAAACAGUCGGUCGAUGCAUUCACUUUCCGUCAUUUCCUGCAAAUCGCUCAGGAAGAUGACUUCCUUCACAUUCCAAUGGAACGACUGGUUUUCUUCCUACAGAGCAACAAGUUGAAAAACUGCAGUGAGAUCGACUUGUUCCAUGCGGCGAUCCGCUGGCUGCAGCACGAUGAAUCCAGACGAGCUGUCGCCAGCGAAGUGCUCCGCCAUGUGCGCUUCCCACUAAUGCGGUCAUCUGAGCUGGUGGACAGCGUCCAGACUGUCAAUAUCAUGGUGGAGGAUGUGCAGUGUCGACAGUUCCUCCUAGAGGCCUUCAAUUAUCAGAUCCUUCCUUUCCGACAGCAUGAAAUGCAGUCACCAAGAACUGCCAUUCGUUCAGAUGUCACAUCGUUGAUCACUUUUGGUGGAACACCCUACACUGAUAACGAUCGCACCGUUAGCAGUAAAGUUUGCUAUCUGCCUGACAUCACAGCACGACAAUUUAAAGAGCUGACAGAGAUGGAGGUGGGAUGCAGCCAUGCAUGCGUGUCAGUUUUCGACAAUUUUGUGUACGUAGUCGGUGGGCAGCAUCUGCAGUACCGCAGUGGAGAGGGCGCAGUUGAUGUCUGCUUCCGCUAUGACCCUCAUCUCAACCUGUGGCUUCGAAUCCAACCCAUGCAGGAGAGUCGCAUUCAGUUUCAACUCAACGUUCUCCAUGGACAACUUUAUGCUACAGGGGGGCGCAACAGAUCUGGCAGCUUGUCUUCUGUAGAAUGCUACUGCCCCAAAAAAAAUGAGUGGGCCUAUGUGGAUUCUCUGAAGAGGAGAAUCUGGGGUCAUGCCGGAGCAACAUGUGGGAAGAAACUCUACGUCUCUGGUGGUUAUGGAGUGUCCGUAGAGGAUAAGAAGACUCUGCAUUGCUAUGAUCCAGCCUCCGAUCAGUGGGACUUUAAGUGCCCCAUGAAUGAACCGCGAGUCCUGCAUGCAAUGGUCAGCGUGAAUAACCGUAUUUAUGCCCUUGGUGGCAGAAUGGACCAUGUCGACCGCUGCUUCGAUGUUCUGGCUGUAGAGUAUUACAUUCCAGAGACUGAUCAAUGGACAACAGUCAGUUCAAUGCGUGCUGGUCAGUCUGAAGCUGGCUGCUGCUUACUGGAUAAAAAGAUCUAUGUAGUUGGAGGAUACAACUGGCACCUCAAUAAUGUUACCAGUAUUGUGCAGGUUUAUAACACAGAAACGGAUGAGUGGGAAAGAGAUCUUCAUUUUCCAGAAUCUUUUGCCGGAAUUGCUUGUACACCUAUCAUACUUCCCCAAACCACCACCCUACGCUGAGAGUUGGGUCAACACAAAACACAUUCUAUAACAUUUGCUUUUUUUUUUUUUUUUUUUUUUUUUUUUAGACUUUAUGGUUAAGUGUCGACCCCAAAAGCAACAGAAGUAAUUACAAAAUUGAUUUGAAGUUUAUGAAGGGAAGAUUUUCCCUUAUGAAAAGAUAUUUCUGAAUAUCCCAUAUGCUUUUUAAAGAGCAUAAAUGAUUCAAAGGGAUAUUUAACCCAAAAACGUAAAUUCUGUCAUCAUUUACUCACCCUCAUGUAUUUCAAAACACGUAUGGCUUGACUGACCUGUCUUCUGUAGAACACAAAAGCAGUUAUUUAUAGUAGAAUGUCCGAGCUGCUCUUAUUCAUACAAUGAAAGGCAAAGGGUGAGCAUGGCUGACAAGCAGAGCUUCAAGGCAAGAUUUUAAGUGAAUCAGACUUAAUUUUUCAGUCUGUUCCUCAAACAAUGCUACCAUAUGGCUUCAGAAGAUUUGGAAUAUUGUGCACAAGUCGUAAGGACUACUUUUAUGAUGCUUUUAUGGGGCUUUUUCGGAGGUUAACCGUCCUUGGUCAUCAUCCACUUUCAUUGUAUGGAAGAAAGCAGAGUAAAGUAAACAUGCUGCUAAACAUCUCAUUUUGGUGUUGCAGAGAAGAAAGUCAUAUGAGUUUGGAAUGACAUGAUGGUGAGUAAAUGCUGAUAGAGCACUUUAAGGACAAUUCACACAACUGCGACUUAAUGACAAAAGCAUAAACUUAUCUGAUGAGCUUGUUCAGAACACAAAGCAUCUUACUACACUUUUCAAGCAGUAAAGUCUAUGUGAAUCUUAUUGUUACUUGUUCAUAACUGUCAUUAUUAUGAAAAGAGGCAAUGCCAUCAGGCCUCUAUCUCCCUAAAUAUCCAUUUUAUUUUAUUUUUUAAUAAGAGGCAUAAAAGUUCACAGAAUUUUCACCAGUCUUUAAAAAAAAAAAAAAAAAAAAGAAACAAUGAUUUGUUUGCAAUGCAAAUACGAAAAAUUUACCUAGCCUCUCAGUUAAAAAAACAAAAAAAAAUCACAGUAAGGUAUUUCAGAAAUAGUGUGAAGUUCAGAUAGCUAGCUACUGUAGCUAAAAUUUGAACAGCAUUGUCCUCUCAGCCACUGCUUCCAGACUGUCUAGUUCUGACAUACUGACAACUUGCUUUCCUGAUGAAAUUAAGAAUUAGAAGUGAGGCAUCUUUCUACAAACUUCUCAAAGUUCUUCUAAAUGCGAGAGUGUGAUAUUAGUUCUCUUUAGUAAGUUCAGUCUCUCCACAUAUGAAUCAAGAUUCUAAAAUGUUUGGCUGGUUGAUUGUUUUGAUCUGUUUUCGGAAUAGAAAUUAGAAAUUGUAAACAGUAAUCAGAACUCUGGACAGCUAUUACUGUAUAUAAAACAGGCAAUAGAGAAAAAACUAAACAACUUUACAACCAACAGUGUCAUUGUUAUAGCCAUUUUAUAUUCAAACAAUGCUUGGAACUGAAAAGUCUAUGCAUUUUAUUUUAUUUGUAUUUUUUUAUUUGUAUUUUUUUUUUUUUUUUCCACUGGAUAAAAAUGUUUAUAACCUUUGUCUACCUACAAUUUGUUUUAUUUCACAAACUAAGCAAGCGCACUUCAUUGUGCACUUUAAUAUUCAUGAAUUUAAUGACUGAAAUAUUAGGAAGGUUGUUCUAGCAUUGUUUUCUCUGAAUGUAUCAUUUGUACAGAAUGUUAAGGGACUGGGUCAUAUAUGUUGAACAAAGGCCGAAGAUGUUGGUCCUACAUAAAUAACAGACAUUCCUGGACUCUUUUCAUUAUAUUAUGCUGACAUGUUUCCCUUAGAGAAUAUGUGUAUAAAAUGCUACAUUCUUAAAUUCUUUGUGUGUACAUUUAGAAUAUGAUGACUUGGUUGUUGUUGAUCACAUUUGUGUUAACUUUCUUUAAGGUGUUUAAAUGUGUUUUUUGUGCUUUCUAACAACAUAAAUAUUGUUCAUUCUGUAUAUUUAGUUAACUUACCAUGAAUAAUGCCAUAAACAACUGUCACCCUUAGCUCAGGAAUCAUUUACUUUACUUGAUACUUUAUUGUCCACUGAUGUGGAAAUUUUCCUUUGGCUUCUCACCACAAUACAAAAACACACAAUCACACACAAGAUUUCCAUGAGACCAAAUUAAAAAUAAUACAUAGUAAUACGCAAAAUCUCAUUCAUUAAUGAUCACAAUUGCAUAACCAAAUCAAAAUGGAACAAACAAUCAUUACACUCCUCAAUUGAGCAGUCUAAUGGCCAUAGGUACAAAAUAAUUCUUAUAAACCUUUUUUUUUUUUUUUAUUGUAUUUUUUUUUUAUUUGGAGCCCUGUACUGCCUUCCUGGUGGAAGCAUUACAAAUUCAGCAUGCAGUGGAUGUGUAGAAUCGGAUGUAAUUAUCCUUGCCCUUCUGAGCACUGCAUCCUGAUACAGGCUGUUCAACUGGAGCUGUUGCUUCUCGGUUAUUUUACAUGCUAUUCAAAUAAUUCUAGUUAACUUAUUCUUGCUCCUUAGACCUGUGUUCCCAUACCAGGUCGUAAUAUAAAACAUUAAAACACUCUUCACUUGACUUUUAUAUACCAUUUCCAAGAUUGAUUGGUCAACAUUAAAUCUCUUUAAUUUUUGCAUGAGGUACAAUCUUUGGCUUGCUUGCUUAAAAAUAUAGUUUGUAUUCACACAAUAAUCCAAUGAUUUGUCAAUGUAUGUACCAUUUUUUUUUAAAACUCUCAGCAUCUCUACGACCUGUCCACUAAGUACUGUUCUUCUCAUCAAUUGCUGUUCAUCCAAUUUAACAUUUAAAAUCAGUUCCUUAGUUUUCUUUACAUUUAUAUGCAAUGCACUUGAUUGACACCAUUCCAUAAGAGUCUUAACAUUCUUCCUUCAUACAGGCUUCCAACAAUAUCAUAUCAUCAGCAUACUUGAUUAAUCUAGCUGUUUGAUUCUGAGUCUGUAACUCAUUGGAAAACAAAAUAGGUGACAAUACACAACCUUGAGGAGCCCCUGUAUUUAAGACCAGUUCAUUAGAGAACAUACCAUUCAUAAAAACUUUUUGUGGCUGAUCUGAAAGAAAAUCUUUGAUCUAAUGUAUCAAAUUAAAAUUUACAUUAAAAUUAAAAUUUAUGUUGUACUAAUGUAUUGUUGGAAACCUUAAAAGGUUAAAGGAAUAGUUCACCCAAUAAUGAAAAUUCUCUCAUCAUUUACUCACCCUUAUGCCAUCCCAAAUAUGUAUGACUUUCUUCUGCUGAACACAAACAAUGAUUUUUAGAAAAAAUAUCUCAGCUCUGUAGGUCCUCAAAAUGCAAGUGAAUGGGUGCCAAAAUGUUUUAGCUCCAAAAAGUACAUAAAUCAGCAUAAAAAUAAUCUAUAUGACACCAGUGGUUUAAUCAAUGUCUUCAUAAGCUAUAUGAAAGGUGAGGGUGAGAAACAGAUCAACAUUUAAGUCCGUUUUUACUAUAAAGUCUCCUGCCUGCUCAGUCAAUCACCACUUUAACUUUCACUUUCAUAUUCUUCUUGUGUUUUCGGUGAUUCAUAUUCUUCAUGCACCCCUACUGGGCAGGGAGAAGAAUUUCUAGCAAAAAUGUACUAAAAUAUGGAUCUUUUUCUCACCCACACUUAUAUAACCUUUAAAUAUAUGGAUUUAUCCACUGGAAUCAUAUGGAUUACUUUUAUGCUGCCUUUCUGUGCUUUUUGGAGCGUCAAAAUUUUGGCACCCGUUCACUUGCAUUGUAUGGACCUACAGAGCGGAGAUAUUCUUAUAAAAAUCUUAAUUUGUGUUCUGCAGAAGAAAGAAAGUGAUAAACAUCUGGGAUGGAAUGAGGGUGAGUAAAUGAUGAGAUAAUUUUCAUUUUUGUGUGAACUAUUCCUUUAAGUUGAGACUGCCGAGUUAGUCAGCUGGGUCCUAACGCAUUUAACAAAUGGCCUUUAAUCUUUUCCUAUGGGACUAAUUUCACAGAUCAGCCUUAAUUAACCUAUUUAAAGCACUUAAAGUGCUGUUGCCCAGUCAGCUUUUCUUUUCCAAAUCACAUCAUUAGUUUAAAUUUUAAUAAACAAGAAAACUCAUAUUAGUUUUAUGAAUAGCUCUUUUAUAGCAUGUAGUUACAUUAAAAAAAAAAAGUUAAAUAAUUUUGUGGACGUAAAAUAAAUGCAGUUUUUAAUUUGAUGUUUGAAAUUAUGUAUUACAUUUUGAAAUGUUUGGUAUUACACAUUUUGAAAGAUCACUGAAUGUAUUUCUCUUUGUAGCACGUUUUUGCUAUUACCUUUGUACACAUUUUGUCUUCCAUUUGUGAAAUUACUUAUGUGUUUUGUGUUCUUAUUUAUCCAUAUGCUGUUACAGUUUGGUCUAAAUAAAAAUGCAGUAGAUGUGUAUUGUCAGCUGUGACAAUUUAUAUAGGUAAUCAAAAAAAGUAUCAUUACAAAAUUAUGUUUCUUUACAUUAAACGUGUAAUAUGUUAGUAA
Messenger RNA from Myxocyprinus asiaticus (Chinese sucker), 6861 nucleotides. RefSeq names its product kelch-like protein 26. Bases 591 to 2408 code for a protein of 605 amino acids. The transcript is spliced from 4 exons. Gene Ontology annotation, molecular function: protein binding. The record is from RefSeq and is a predicted model, not a curated record. NCBI's taxonomy places the organism in Eukaryota, Metazoa, Chordata, Actinopteri, Cypriniformes, Catostomidae.